AACGGAAAAAGCCAUUAGCUUCUCUCUUCGCGCGGAAAAAGCCCUAACUCCAAAAUCCAUAGGCGGACGUUGCCGUAGUCGCGCCGAUUGCAUUGCAUUUGAAUCAUGUCGUCUUCUAAGAAAACUUACGAGAAGAAGAUAAUUCGUCGCAAGGAAGAGAAGGCGGCGGAACCUGAACUACCAAAAUACAGGGACAGAGCUAAGGAACGUAGAGAAGAUCAGAAUCCCGAUUACGAACCUACUGAUUUGGGGUCUUUUCAUGCUGUGGCUCCCCCAGGCGCCGUCGAUAUCAGGGCGGCUGAUGCGCACAAGCUGUCCAUUGAAAAGAGCAAGUACCUCGGAGGUGAUGUGGAACACACACAUUUAGUGAAAGGAUUGGAUUAUGCUUUGCUUCACAAAGUGAGAAGUGAAAUUGACACCACCAAGAAACCUGAUGACGACGAGGAGGAUGCCGAUGGGAUGCCCAGAGCACCCAAGGAUGAUCAACCAGUGUCAUUUCGCACAGCAACUGCAAAGUCAGUAUAUCAAUUGAUAGUCAAGCCCCAAAUAACUAUCAAGACAAACGAGAUGUUCCUUCCUGGUCGAAUGUCAUUCAUUUUUAACACGGAGGGUGGAUUUUCUCACGAUAUUCCAACUACUCUGCACAGGAGUAAAGCCGAUUGCCCAAUACCAGAAGAGAUGGUUACUGUAAGUGUUGAUGGUUCAGUGCUGGAUCGAAUUGCAAAAAUUAUGUCAUACCUGCGUUUAGGAUCAUCUGGAAAGGUCCUUAAGAAAAAGAAGAAGGAUAAAGAAAUUAAAGGAAAAGUUGGAGCUAACAAUGCAUAUGAUGAAGAUGAGAGGGCAGAAAAGCAAAAUGGUGGAGCAAUGAAGCAUCAUAAUAAUAAUAUUAAUAAUGAGAGGCAAAUGCUUCCCCCACCACCGCCUCCACCUCAUAAUAGAACAAUUAACUCAAUAGAUAAGAAUGUUCCACCACCGUUGCCUGUUGUAAGAACUGAAGAGGAUGACAUAUUUGUGGGGGAAGGUAUUGAUUAUGCUGUCCCCACCAGAGAUGGGAGUCAAAGCCCCAUUUCAGAGGACAUGGAAGAAUCUCCUCGGAGCAACAAAGUGCCUUAUUUCUCUGAACCUGCCUAUGGUCCUGUACCACCACCCUCCGAGCCUUCUCAUGAGUGGCAACAAAUGAAUGGAUACGAGUCUAUGCAAACCCAGGCACUAGCUGCUGCUGGGUCCUAUCAAGGAGGAGGAGGAGGGGUGGGAGAAUGGCAACAGGAUUAUCAGUAUGCUGAGCAACUUGCUUAUUCUGAACAAUAUCUCCUCCUCCAACAGCAGCAGCAACAGAACAUAAUUCAGGGGGGUUAUGAUCCACAAACAGGCUUACCCAUUGUUCAGCUGGAGGAGGACCCACACUUGAUGACCCAGGAAGAGAAGGACAGGGGUUUGGGAUCUGUGUUCAAGCGGGACGAUCAGAGACUUUUGCAGUUGAGAGAGAAAGACGCGAGGGAGAAAGACCCAAAUUUUGUGUCGGAGAACUAUUCAGAAUGUUAUCCAGGGUACCAAGAAUACAACAGAGAGGUUGUGGACAGUGAUGAAGAAGAUGAUUUAUCGAAGAUGGAUAUGGGUGGACGGGCAAAGGGUCGACUCCACAGAUGGGACUUUGAGACAGAAGAUGAAUGGGCGAAAUACAAUGAGCAGAAGGAAGCCAUGCCUAAGGCUGCAUACCAGUUUGGAGUGAAGAUGCAAGAUGGUCGAAAGACAAGGAAGCAGAACAGGGACCAGAAGCUGAACAAUGACCUGCACAAGAUUAACAAGAUUCUUUCCAGAAAGAAGGAUGGUAGCGGUGAAGGUGAUGACAAUAACGGAGGAGGUGGAGGAGGAGACGACGAUUCUCACCCUGGAAAGAAGAUUCGGAUCUAAUCUAAUAACAUUAUAUGUGUCUAAAUCUUUUACCUUUCCUUUUACUUACAAUACUUUGCAUUGCUGCCUCCUUCAUGCUAUUGUUGUACAAUUUUAUCAUCUUUCAAAUUAAGCUUAAUAUCUUAAAUCAUACCCUCUUUUCCUUGCUGGAAAAUAUUGCUAAUUUAAUAUCCCAAUCUUUUACCUUCAUAAUUAAUUGACUUUUCAUA
Messenger RNA from Impatiens glandulifera, 2120 nucleotides. RefSeq names its product suppressor of mec-8 and unc-52 protein homolog 2. Gene Ontology annotation, biological process: mRNA splicing, via spliceosome. The coding region runs from base 106 to 1911 and encodes 601 amino acids. Gene Ontology annotation, cellular component: nucleus. Lineage: Eukaryota; Viridiplantae; Streptophyta; Magnoliopsida; Ericales; Balsaminaceae. The record is from RefSeq and is a predicted model, not a curated record. The transcript has 11 exons.